GACAUUGAUUGGAGGAAGGGUUACACAAAAGUGGGUCAUCUUUGAAAAUGUCGUCUGCUAUUGAAAACAAAAAAAAAAUGUGUCUCGUGCACUUCAAUUUGGAAGAUAGAAAACGAAACUCCAACUUGUUUGGAGGGAUCGACUAGGCGGCAUGCUACAGGCUUGACCUAGAUCUAGGUGUGCAGACCAAAAAAAAUAGCUGAAGGAACUGUCCUAAAUUAUGCAUUUUCUUAAGUGCAUGCCGGGACACAUAAUGCUUUACACACACUUGGGCAGACUGUAAAUAGAGUCACGUUAUAAGCCUUACAUUUUGUGUCGCCAAUUAAAAUAAAUGGAUUCGAUUAUUCUCUAAACUAGUCCAAAGUAACAAGCACUAUAAGCUGACCACAACAAUAUCCCCCAUCAUUCCAUAGCAGCAGACGUUGGUGAUACAAGAUGGCUGAGUCGGGCGCAGGAGAGCCUAUGAUGUGCUCCACAAACAAGGAGAAGACACCAGGGAUGUCCGGAAGAGGGAAGCCUCUGUCAACAUGUAUUUCUUGUCUGCAUGGCACUCGGUCAUGGUGCCGAAAAAAUCUUCUUUUAGUGCUAACAGUUGCAGGAGUUUUGCUAGGAAUCAUCUUUGGCUUUGCUCUGCGCCCUGUACAGCCCUCAGUUGAUGCCAUCAUGUUGAUCUCUUUCCCUGGAGAUGUUUUGAUGAGGAUGUUGAAGAUGUUGAUUGUGCCUCUCAUUAUAAGUAGCAUGAUCACAGGUUUGGCUUCACUAGAUGCUAAAAACUCUGGCAAGAUGGGAUUGCGAGCUAUAAUGUAUUAUCUCUCUACUACCUUUAUAGCCAUUAUUCUGGGUAUCAUUCUUGUCUUGAGCAUUCACCCAGGCUCUUAUGAUGGAGGUGUACGUAAGAGGAGCAAAAAAAAGAAGUACACCCCCUCCUCAUUGGAUGCUUUUCUUGAUCUGAUCAGAAAUAUUUUCCCACCUAACAUCAUCCAAGCUUGUUUCCAACACACAUCCACUGUGUAUGAAGUCAGCGCUCCAGAGGAGUUCAUCACCACCAAUGCCACCGAACUGAACAGCACAGUGGCAACAACCAUUACAACCAUCAUCACCACCACCCAGAAAAGUAUCGUGGAUCUCUCCACUAACUCAACCAAUGAGACCAUUAUCACAGAGACUGUCACAAAAUGGGUCAGAACAUAUCCAAUGUCAGAUGGUGUUAAUGUGCUAGGAAUCAUCACUUUCUGUACAGCCUUUGGUAUUCUCAUCAGCAACAUGGGCCCUAGAGGUCAAAUAAUGAUUGACUUUUUUCAAGUUCUGAAUGAAAUUAUCAUGAAAAUGGUUACCAUGGUAAUGUGGUAUUCACCAAUAGGUAUCAUGUUCCUUAUCACUGGUAAAAUUCUAGAGCUUGAUGACCCUGCAAAGGUUGGAGAACAGCUGGGGAUGUAUAUGGUCACCAUUCUCCUGGGGUUGACAAUACACACAUUGAUCGUACUGCCAGCAAUUUAUUUCAUUAUUGCCCGCAAAAAUCCAUAUCUUAUAUUUUGGGGAGUAAUUCAAGCUUGGGUGACUGCCCUUGGCACAGCUUCUAGCACAGCCACUUUGCCUGUUACGUUCAGGUGUCUUGAGGAGAACCUUCACAUUGACAAGAGGGUGACGCGGUUUGUCCUUCCCAUUGGUGCCACCAUAAACAUGGAUGGAACAGCUCUUUAUGAAGCUGUGGCCCCAAUAUUUAUUGCACAGAUGAAUGGCAUGGAAUUAGGAUUUGGACAAAUUGUGGCUAUCAGCCUGACAGCUACUUGUGCUAGUAUAGGUGCAGCAGCUAUCCCUAGUGCUGGAUUGGUGACCAUGAUCAUGGUACUGACAUCUGUAGGUAUCCCAGCUGAUGACAUCAGCCUCAUUCUGGCAGUUGAUUGGUUCUUGGAUCGCUUCCGUACAUCAACCAAUGUACUCGGAGACAGCUAUGGAGCUUGCGUGGUGGAACACUUAUCCCAAAAAGAACUUCAGCUGGAUCCUCAUGUUAUUGAUGAUGGACCUGGAUUAGACCUUCAUGAAAAUCAGAAAAGAAAAUCUUUGACUAACAGCCAAAAAGGUGGCAUAGAAGAUCAACUUUAAGUGCUUUGUUCUACUCAUAAUUUCAGGAUGAAUGAAAAAAAAAAAGAAUUACUAUUUGAUACUAAAAUU
Biomphalaria glabrata is the source of this 2172-nucleotide messenger RNA. RefSeq names its product excitatory amino acid transporter-like. The transcript is spliced from 10 exons. Bases 436 to 2103 code for a protein of 555 amino acids. The record is from RefSeq and is a predicted model, not a curated record. Gene Ontology annotation, molecular function: neutral L-amino acid transmembrane transporter activity; glutamate:sodium symporter activity; L-glutamate transmembrane transporter activity. Gene Ontology annotation, biological process: L-glutamate transmembrane transport. Gene Ontology annotation, cellular component: plasma membrane. NCBI's taxonomy places the organism in Eukaryota, Metazoa, Mollusca, Gastropoda, Planorbidae.